GGCUGAAGAGACCUAGCUUGUCUAUCUAUCUAAUGACUGGUAAUUGCGUCGGGUGUACUAAAGUCUUCUCUGUAAAAAAUUGAUUGUGGGUCACAUUGAAUGCUAGUUUCAAAUUUUCGAGAAAAUAUUUUACAAUUAUCGCGCGCUUCGUGGACCGACCUGACGUCGUCCCGAGUGUGCUGGCGCCAUUGAACGCGAGUAGGCGAAUACAGCCGAAAUGGAGGAGAAAUUACCGGACAUGUCCGAACCUUUGACGAGUGAAACCGAGGAAUCUGCCCUGUCGAACGAUCACGAAGCUCAUCCUGUCGCCGUCACUUCCGUACCCGGUGUACCAGGAGUUGGAGUCCCAGUUUCACUACCUGUUGGCUCCAUUAUUGGAGUUGCAAACGCCUCUAAUGGAACGACCUUCAACGUCAUCACGUCCGAUCAACUGCAGUUGCAGGGAUCUGGCCAGUUUAAGCAAAUGCUGUGCGUGGACAACAGUUUUAUAUGUGAACCCCGCCACGAUAAAGACACGGAUCCUUUACGCUGGAAUGGUGAGCUGAAAGCAACGCAUAUAGUAAUACAAAACAGUACUGAUGAAAAUGAUACUGAUCAACUUCACGUAUCUGCUGGUAAUUCACAACCAGUAUGCAGCUGGUCAGAAUCAGCCAGUCUGGCCGUGCUGCCGGUCAGGUGUAAAAAUACAAAUGCAGAGUUACAUAAAAAUAGAUUUGGUUCCGGAGGAAGAGGUCGGUGUAUUAAGUUGGGUCAGGACUGGUAUACUCCAAGCGAAUUUGAAGCACUCUGUGGAAGAGCAUCUAGCAAAGACUGGAAACGUAGUAUUCGAUUUGGUGGAAGGAGUUUACAGACUCUUAUCGAUGAACAAAUUUUAAAACCUCAUGCUACAUCCUGUACCUGCGCUGCUUGCUGUGAUGAUGACAGCGCAACUGGUCCAGUUCGCUUGUUCACACCGUAUAAAAGAAGGAGACGAGCAAGGGAGCAUUCAGACGGUGAAGUGCCUUCACGCAAACACAAAAGUGAUAAUUCCCGAGACGGUAGUAAUAACGACGAGAGUGACAGUGAAGUAGGUGGCCCUGUCAAAGAAGUAUGGUCACAGUUUGUUGCCGAAGAUGGUUUGGUUGUUCAUCAACAGCCGGAGCAAGAAACUAUCCAUCAAGCAGAAAAUGGUCAAGGAGAUGAUGUGUUUAGAAAACUAGACGAAAUGGCAAGCAAGUUGUCAAAACUUGCUUAUGAAUUCAGACGUACCUUGGAUGAAGCCAAAGAGUUAAAUAGACAGCAAAGAAGAGAACAAGCAUUGGUUGCGCAAUUAGGUGGAAGGGGAGAUGUAAUCGAAACAGUUGGUUUACAACCAGCUGCGGAUAUUCAGAAUAAAAAGUGUGCCAAUUGCAAUAGGGAGGCAUAUGCAGAGUGUUCCUUGUGUAGGCGUACUCCAUAUUGUUCAACAUUUUGUCAAAGGAAGGAUUGGAGUGUCCAUCAAGGAGAAUGUGUAAGGGGAGCAGCUGAAACUGUAAUGUUGAUAGUGGAGAGUAGUACCGGUGAGGCAAAUGCUUUAGGGGCAGCAUCCGGAGACCAAUAGCUAGUGUUCCUCACGCCAAUUCGACGGAAGAAUUCGGCUAGUGAAAAAUUAAGUUAUGACGACAAAGCUGCAGAAAGAGAAAAGACUUAAGCACUGGAACUGUGAAACCACUAAUUCACUAUAUCUUUUUCGAUAUACACUUUAUAUUUGUUGUAUUAUUUUUUAUUCUUGAGAAAAUCAAGGAGUUAAACUCUUGUAUAUAACCUAAUACCUAUUUUCACGUAAAAUAAGGACACAUGUGUAAGUAGAACUCUAGAAAUUAAUAUCAAAAAAUUUGCUUCCUAUGUUAAAAUGUAGAUAAAUAAAACUGUCCAAUUAUAAAAUAUGCUUCAGAAAAUUGAAUGUGAAAUCUUUAAGAAGAUUGUAAAUGUUUCAAUAAGGGCACCUCUUUUAUUUUCACUUAUCCACAUUUUAACUUAGGGGUAUACAUUUAUGUAUCUUGCUCACCAAUAGGGAUGAUGAGUAUCUAUGUAUAUACAUAUAUCAGAAACUCUUUUUAAUUAUUAGAACUGCGUAUGUGCAUUAUUCUUUGUGAAUUCUACGCUCCAAAAAAAUAACCAAAGUCAAAAGCCUUUAUAAUUUUUCAUGGGAAAUCACUGUAUAUUCAUGUAAUGUACUCUGUAGAGUGUAAAUACAUAUAUGUAUAUUA
Messenger RNA from Belonocnema kinseyi, 2228 nucleotides. It is a transcript of the gene Deaf1, whose product is annotated as deformed epidermal autoregulatory factor 1. Gene Ontology annotation, biological process: positive regulation of transcription by RNA polymerase II. Lineage: Eukaryota; Metazoa; Arthropoda; Insecta; Hymenoptera; Cynipidae. The coding region runs from base 218 to 1579 and encodes 453 amino acids. Gene Ontology annotation, molecular function: RNA polymerase II cis-regulatory region sequence-specific DNA binding; DNA-binding transcription activator activity, RNA polymerase II-specific. The transcript is spliced from 4 exons. The record is from RefSeq and is a predicted model, not a curated record.